Molecule: messenger RNA, 1481 nt
Organism: Lolium rigidum
Lineage: Eukaryota; Viridiplantae; Streptophyta; Magnoliopsida; Poales; Poaceae
Product: probable N-acetyltransferase HLS1-like
Exons: 3
Coding region: 74-1240 (388 amino acids)
Molecular function (GO): acyltransferase activity, transferring groups other than amino-acyl groups
Source: RefSeq, a predicted model, not a curated record
CCGGGAGCACAGAGCUAGUGCAACCAGGUACACUAGGAGCAGUAGGGAUACGGUUACCAUCCAGCGAGGCCUCAUGGGAGACGGCAAGGUGGAGAUCCGGGAGUAUGACCCGUCGGACCGCGCCGGCACCGAGGCCGUCGACGGAGAGUGCGAGCUCGGCCAGCCCGGCGGGAUGUCCCUCCACGCCGACCUGCUCGGCGACCCCCUUGCCCGCAUUCGACACUCGCCGGCGUUCGUCAUGCUGGUAGCUGAAACGUCUGUCCCUGGCGGGCGGCGGAUCGUCGGCGUCAUCCGCGGCACGGUCAAGUCCGUCGCCACCGGCAAGAGCUGCCCAGGCGCCCCAGCCCUCGCCAGCGUCGGCUACAUUCUCGGCCUCCGCGUCUCGCCUUCCCACAGGAGGAAGGGCAUCGCGCUGAGCCUGGUGCGGCACCUCGAGCGGUGGUUCUCGCUCAUGGGCGCCGAGUACGCCUACAUGGCCACGGACAAGUCCAACGAGCCGUCGGUCCGCCUCUUCACGGCGCGGUGCGGCUACUCCAAGUUCCGGACGCCGUCGCUCCUCGUGCACCCCGUGCACGCGCACCGCCUCCGGCCGCCGCGCCGCGCCAGAGUUUUCCCCCUGGACGCGCGCGAGGCCGAGCUGCUGUACCGCCGCCGGUUCGCGCAUGUCGAGUUCUUCCCGGACGACAUCAGCGCCGUCCUCGGAAACAAGCUCUCCCUGGGCACCUUCCUCGCCGUCGUUGACCACGGGUACCAGUGGCACGGGGUCGAGCAAUUCCUGGCGUCGCCGCCCGCGUCGUGGGCGGUGGCGAGCCUGUGGGACUGCGGCGGCGUGUUCCGCCUGGAGAUGCGCGGCGCGUCGCUCCUCCGCCGAGCCGCAGCGGCCGCGAGCAGGGCGCUGGACCGCGCGGCCAAGUGGAUGCGCGUGCCGUCAGUCCCUGACUUCUUCCGCUCGUUCGCCGGCUGGUUCGCGUACGGCCUAGGCGGCGAGGGCGCCGACGCACCGGUGGCCGCGGAGGCGCUGUUCGCGACGUUCGUGAACAUGGCGCGCGGCAGGGCGGCAGCCGUGGCAGUAGAGGUGGCCGCCCUCGACCCGCUCCGCCUCCGGUUGCCGCACUGGCGAAGCUUGUCGUGCCCGGAGGAUCUGUGGUGCAUGAAGCAGCUGCGAGGCAGCACCGACGGCUGGGAUUGGGCCAAGUCAGCACCUGGGCUGUCCAUCUUCGUGGACCCCAGAGAGGUGUGAUUGACUCGGUAGCGACCGUAACUAGACCAGCUAGAGCUAGGGGUUUAGCUUGGAUUUAGCAAUUUCUUUUCUAUGGUUAGUUUUGGUAGUCCAGAUUUUGUAGGACUCUUUUUUUAGGUUGUAGAAACCGUUGGAGGCUGUGAACCGAUCGAUCGAUCCGUCGAAUCGACGAGAAAGAGAUGCGACAGAGACGGCGAAAGCAUGUUCAAUGAGAUAUUGUCAAGCAGUUACUAGAUGCUAA